Molecule: messenger RNA, 2081 nt
Organism: Manduca sexta (tobacco hornworm)
Lineage: Eukaryota; Metazoa; Arthropoda; Insecta; Lepidoptera; Sphingidae
Product: neuroglobin
Exons: 4
Coding region: 304-879 (191 amino acids)
Molecular function (GO): heme binding; oxygen binding
Source: RefSeq, a predicted model, not a curated record
ACGAAACUUUAAUCGAUCGAUUCACUUGUGAAAAAAAACUGACAGAAACUUAAUUAAAUUAACAUAAUAACUGCAGUGAAUAACUAAACAGUGUUAUUUGUUAAAUAAUGUGCUUUAGUAAUUAUAAUAUUAACAGCGCCAUCUAGUCUUGUUUCCGAAUAUUGCAAAUUAGCGCUAAUUUCAAAAUAUUUAUAUUACGUUCUGUGAACUUAAGACAUAAUAAUUUAAAGGAGUGAAAAUACGAGGUAUAUUCAAAAAAGUGUGUGUAAUUUUUUCCUACAAUUGGGUUCUGGACCACCCAUAAUGGGGUGCGAGCUGACCAAGCUGGCAGCGUCGGAGUUCAACCACGACCUGCUGGAUCGUCCGCCACCGCCUGCCGACCCACGAUCACCGCUCACCACCAAGCAACAGUACUGCAUGCUGGCGUCAUGGAAAGGAAUCUUCAGACAGAUCGAAAAGACCGGAAUAUUAUUGUUUAUUAAAUUAUUCGAAGAGAACGAGGAAUUGCUACACUUGUUCGACAAGUUCAGUGAGCUACGCACCAUAGAAGACCAGGCACAAUCUGAAGAGUUAGCAGAACAUGCAACUAAAGUGAUGCACACGCUGGACGAGGGCAUCAAGGGUCUGGGCGACGUGGACAGUUUCUUCGCUUACAUCAGGCAUGUCGGUGCCACGCACCACCAGGUGCCGGGCUUCAAGGCAGAGAAUUUUUGGAAAAUCGAACAGCCGUUCCUCCAGGCAGCCAAAACUACGCUAGGCGACAGAUACACUCCAAACAUAGAAAACAUAUACAAACUAACCAUUAGAUUCAUAUUAGAGAACCUCGUCAAAGGCUACGAAGACUCGGCAGGAAAAGAGAAUGGGGAUACACAAACUUGACACGAAGUGGAAAACAAUAAACAUAUAACGAAUGACUUGAAUUUUAUUUUAAGUUAGGUCGAUUAUGCUUUGUGAAAAUUAUUUCCAUUUUCCAAACUAUAGUCAGCCUCAUAUGAGUGUAUUGUAGGAUAGUAUAAAUAGAUGCUAAUUAAUAUUGCUCUGAAGUGCAAUAUUAGCCAAGACAUUAUCAAUUUACAGUCAGCAUUUUAAUAUGCUAUUUUAUAAACAGAUAUUAACAGCAUCUCAAAUGAUAUCUUAAGUCAAAGCAUACGACGGAUUUGGACAGCCGAAUUUUAUUUACAUUUUGUUUAUAAACCUCACCGACUCAACGGACAGGCGCUUAAAUGUCAGCUUAAGUAUUUUUUAUUAAAUACAUACAAUGUCUUAAAUGAUAACAAAACGUUUUCCUUUCAACAGACAUACGUUUGAGGCUGACCGUACUGAAGGAAGAGUUAUCUCUUAUAAUUUCCAAAGGUUUAAGAUACUAGUGUCAAAUCAAUACAUCCACGCAAAUUCCUUAUGACAGCUAGAGUUUUGUUAUAAAUUUAAUAUUAUGACAUUGUUUGAAAAUUAUACAAAUACUGCAAUCAUUUUUAUAGAAAGUAUGCUCCCUGAAGAUUUUACUCCCCCAAUUUAUUACGCUUCCAAACUGCAAAUAUGUAAUAUACAACAUUUAGGUAUUACUUUACAUUUUAUUAUGAAAUUUAGGAAUAAUUAAACACUGCUCACGAAUACAAAGUUAUGAGUUAUAGUUUUUGGAUAAAUUGAAUUGCACAUAUCACAUAGUUCCAUGUCCUUUUAAGUUAAAAUAUCCAAUAAUCAUAGAAGAUAAAUAAGAAACCAUGAAUUAUUCUCUUUUCUAAUUAUUACCCACAUGAAAUUUUCAAAUAAAAUUUUUCUAACAAUGAUAAAAUCAACUCGGAACGCUGUAAUAGUGAGCCAGCGAAAUGUAGCUUUAGUAUAUUAUCAUAUAUCACUUCACAAUAUUGUCUGGGCUAUGGGAGCGUACUGUACACAAAUAAUAUUAAAUUCUUAAAAUAAUAUUUAAGACUUUAUAGUUUUUCAUUUAGUUAAGAUUUUUAAAAAUUAAAAAAUAAUAAAAAUACUGUACAUUUGAUACAUAAUAUAUCUGAUGACUGGUUUCUAUGUUAUACAUAUACGUAGAACUUAAUUAUUCAGUAAUUAAAUAUUGUUGCCUAUUA